AUGAACCACAAGAGCAAGAAGCGGAUCCGCGAGGCCAAGCGGAGUGCGCGGCCGGAGCUCAAGGACUCGCUGGACUGGACCCGUCACAACUACUACGAGAGCUUCUCGCUGAACCCGGCGGCCGUGGCGGAUAACGUGGAAAGGGCAGACGCGUUACAGCUGUCCGUGGAAGAAUUUGUCGAGCGCUACGAAAGACCUUACAAACCCGUGGUUCUGCUCAAUGCCCAAGAGGGCUGGUCUGCUCAGGAGAAAUGGACCCUGGAGCGCCUCAAAAGGAAAUACCGGAACCAGAAGUUCAAGUGCGGUGAGGAUAAUGACGGUUACUCAGUGAAGAUGAAGAUGAAAUACUACAUCGAGUACAUGGAGAGCACUCGAGAUGACAGCCCCCUUUACAUCUUUGACAGCAGCUAUGGUGAGCACCCGAAAAGAAGGAAACUUCUGGAAGACUACAAGGUGCCCAAGUUUUUCACUGAUGACCUUUUCCAGUAUGCCGGGGAGAAACGCAGGCCCCCUUACAGGUGGUUUGUGAUGGGGCCGCCACGCUCGGGAACCGGAAUUCACAUCGACCCUCUGGGAACCAGUGCCUGGAACGCCUUAGUUCAGGGCCACAAGCGCUGGUGCCUGUUUCCUACCAGCACGCCCAGGGAACUCAUCAAGGUGACCCGUGAAGAAGGAGGGAACCAGCAAGACGAGGCUAUUACCUGGUUUAGUAUCAUCCAUCCCCGGACGCAGCUUCCCACCUGGCCGCCUGAAUUCAAACCCCUGGAGAUCUUACAAAAACCAGGAGAGACUGUCUUCGUACCAGGAGGCUGGUGGCAUGUUGUCCUUAAUCUUGACACCACCAUUGCCAUCACCCAGAAUUUUGCCAGCAGCACCAACUUCCCUGUUGUAUGGCACAAGACGGUAAGAGGAAGACCAAAGUUAUCGCGGAAAUGGUAUAGGAUCUUGAAGCAAGAGCACCCCGAGUUGGCGGUCCUGGCCGACUCGGUUGACCUUCAGGAGUCCACGGGGAUCGCAUCCGACAGCUCCAGUGACUCCUCCAGUUCCUCCAGCUCCAGCUCAUCCGACUCGGACUCAGAGUGUGAGUCCGGGUCUGAAGGGGACGGGACGACGCACCGCAGGAAGAAGCGGAGGACGUGCAGCAUGAUGGGAAACGGGGACACCACCUCCCAGGACGACUGUGUGAGCAAAGAGCGCAGCUCCUCCAGGAUUAGGGACACUUGUGGAGGCCGGGCUCACCCCUGA
This is a messenger RNA of Puma concolor (puma), 1245 nucleotides long. RefSeq names its product jumonji domain containing 6, arginine demethylase and lysine hydroxylase (gene JMJD6). The record is from RefSeq and is a predicted model, not a curated record. Gene Ontology annotation, biological process: phagocytosis. Gene Ontology annotation, cellular component: cytoplasm; nucleus. NCBI's taxonomy places the organism in Eukaryota, Metazoa, Chordata, Mammalia, Carnivora, Felidae. Gene Ontology annotation, molecular function: P-TEFb complex binding; histone H4R3 demethylase activity.